Molecule: messenger RNA, 1486 nt
Organism: Fomitopsis serialis
Lineage: Eukaryota; Fungi; Basidiomycota; Agaricomycetes; Polyporales; Fomitopsidaceae
Product: tannase and feruloyl esterase-domain-containing protein
Exons: 4
Coding region: 365-1486 (373 amino acids)
Source: RefSeq, a predicted model, not a curated record
CCGAGUCCUUUGUCCGUCGUAUUUCUAGUCACAAAAAGUCACUUCACUGUGGUACUCAUGCGCACGGAUGCUAACUCAGGUGGAGUACUCAGGCUGGCAAUGGUCUUUCCGUGCGUACAUAAGGCUCAGGCUGCGAACGCCUCGCGUACUAGUAGCAAAAUGGUCGCCAACGCGCAGCCAGCAUAUGCAUUCUGGAUGCACGCGAGAGGAGCGCAGACUGACGGUUUCGACUCAUCUCACAAGGUUUCAACAGCCUUCAAGUACUACAUAACAUGUACUUAGAAGAGCAACAUCCGUGUCCGAGCCGAGUUUUCAUUGAGUAUGCCUCUGUAUUUGGCGGCACUUAUCUAUCGGUGUUGCAAUCAUGAGGCUCCUCGUCUCGCUCGCUGUGGGCGUGCAAGUGGAUCUGACAGCGGCCCAGUCACUUGAGUCCCGCUAUACGCCUUCGUCCUUCUCAUCCGUUGUGCCAUCCAACGCAAAGCUCAUCCACGCUGUUCCCUAUGGUGAAAACUCGACAUUCGUCAAGUACGACUCCGUCUCAGCCGGACUCACCUUUUGCGCGCUCUGCGUGAACUUCACGUCGUCCGACUCGUCCGCCUUCGAGCUCGGACUGUGGCUCCCGCUCAACAACACAUGGGACGAGAGGUUCAUCGCAUACGGCAACGGUGGCUUCAUCGGCCAGGUAGCAUGGUUAGACAUGGCGAACGGACUCAACUACGGGUUCGCGACUGUCUCUACCAACACCGGCCACCACUCCUCCAUACACCCCGACGACAGCAGCCAGCCGCGCGGCGGCGCGUGGGCGCUGAAGACUACCGGGAAGCGUACCGACUGGGGCUGGCGCGCAAUGCACGGCUCCGCGUCGCUCGGGAAGCAGCUCACCGCGGCGCUCUACAACGACAGUGUCGCGUACUCGGACUACGCGGGUUGCUCGAUGGGCGGGCGAAAGGGUCUGAAGAGCGUGCAGAUGUUCUCGGACGACUUCGUCGACGACGUCGUCCAGUGGAACCUCAAGGUCGCGACGUAUAACCUCCCGAACGGCGCGCCGCGCAACAUCAACGAGUGCCUGUUCACCGUCAUCGCUAGCGAGGUCUUCCCCCAGUGCGACGCCGUCAACGGGCUCGAGGACGGGACCACCACGAAUCCGUACGCAUGGAAGUUCCGGCCCGAGACACACCUCUGCAACUCGAUCAGCGCGAACACGUCGGCGUGCCUGACGAGGGUGCAGAUCGAUACGCUCUACAAGAUCUACAAUGACUGGGCGGACGUCAACCAGACGUUCGUCUUCCUGCACCUCACGUACAGCUCCGAGGCUCAGUGGGACAUGGCGCUGACCACGAGCAACGAGUCUCACCCGAGCGUACCGCGCACGCACGCUUCCUCUACGACGACCCGGACCGACUAUGGGAGAAUCUCGUCUGCUGUGAUCGUUGACGAUUACGACCUCUCGCUGUCCUAUGACUGCGGCGGAAAGCUGAUCCACUAG